Messenger RNA from Physella acuta, 844 nucleotides. RefSeq lists its product as uncharacterized. NCBI's taxonomy places the organism in Eukaryota, Metazoa, Mollusca, Gastropoda, Physidae. The record is from RefSeq and is a predicted model, not a curated record.
GAGGCCAUAGCGCGCCGGUUUUAUAAUCUUCGCCAUUCUUUGCCGGCUUUCUUCAAAUGAUUUUGUCGGUGCUAAAAAUUAUUUGACUACGAUAUUGAUGGUUUCAGCGGGGCUUUACUGCCGGGGGUAUUCUAGUUGCAGACCCGAGGACCAUAACUCCGGCCUUGAUCACCUAGGACCUCAGCAACUCACGGCUGGCACGGCAAACAUCACCAACAACAGCCUAGGCAAUAAUCUUAAUCUUAAUCCUAACCCGAUCAACUACGGACUUAGUGAUUACAACACUUCAGGUCUAGGAUCCGAACCGGGGUUCGCUACGCCCGGGGCUGGGGACUCAACCACGGCGCUAUACGGAGGUGAGUGCCACAGGGGUAGCGCCAUGAGCUCGUACUUACCUCUGCGUCACACCGGUACCCACGGGGUGCCCCCGGCGUCACGUGGUCCGGGGACGGAGGACGGCGUCAUGCACGGGAUGACCGGAGUCAUGGACGGCGGAGGAUACAUGGAACAUUUCCUGAACAUCCCGGAGAUCUGCCCGACGGGCUCCUACAGAAACCCGCGUUACUACAUGGGUUCCUACAACGCCGACGCCUGCCGCAUGGAGGCGCUACAGCAGCAACACAGGACUCACCACGACCUCCGGAUGGGGCUCCAAGGCUCCCGGCCCUCGUUCUACCCCAACAUGAACAUGGGCAUGCGUUUCGGGGACGGCAUGGACGCCCAGGUGGGCGCCAACUGCCUCCCCCAGCAAAACAGGGCGGACACCCUGUCCCCUUGCACGAAAUCGGUGGCGCCCGAUGCUGAGCCACCCUCCUUCUACCCCUGGAUGUCUAUAUACGCUUGA